ACAAUGACAAUGACAUUUAGAAUUGAAAACAAUGUGAUUUAAAUGCGGCAUGUUUUUGAAAAAUAAAACAAAUUCUAAAAUUUCAUUUAACUGUUAUUUUAUAUCAAAAUGGCACAUAUAUCUUAUCCUUUCAAAAAAUCUAAUAAAGCGGUAUUUAAAAAACCUGGUUCUGCUAUCACACACGACGUAGUUCAUUGGAAAAAAUUAGGGCUACCGGUACUAGUAAAAGAAUUCGGUGCGAUUGACUGCCUGGAUUUCAGCCCUGUAGAACCAUAUUACUUUGCUGCCACUUGCUCCGUCAGGAUACAGGUGUAUGAUCCUAUUACAAAAGUAGUUGCUAAGAAUAUUGCUAAAUUCCAUGAAGCAGCCUAUGGUGGUGUGUUUAGAAAUGAUGGAAGACUAUUAGUAGCUGGCAGUGAGGAAGCUGUAGUCAAAGUAUUUGAUGUCCAGUCUAAGAAUGUACUACGAGUAUUUUCUGGUCACACAGGCCCAGUUCACAGGACAUACUUUUCCAAAGAUCAACUUAAAGUACUCAGUUUAUCCGAUGAUAAGUCAGUUUGUCUAUGGGAUAUUGCCACAGAAGAGAAAAUUGCUUCAUUCUCUGAACAUACAGAUUAUAUAAGAGCUGGUGCUCCAAGUCCAAUAUCAUCUGAUAUUAUUUUAUCGGGAAGUUAUGAUCACACAGUAAAGUUGUAUGAUGCAAGGUCCAAUGAAACAGUACUAACUGUUAACCAUGGUAGUCCUGUGGAAUCUACAGUCUUUCUGCCUUCAGGAGGUAUUUUUGUAAGUGCUGGAGGCACAGAAAUCAAAGUGUGGGAUAUAUUUAAUGGUGGAAAGCUACUGGCAAACAUUUCCCAACACCAUAAAACAGUAACUACAUUGAGACUUGCAAGUAACAAUAGCAGACUUAUGUCUGCAUCACUGGACAGACAUGUUAAAAUAUACGAUUUGUCAACAUUUAAAGUAGUACAUAAUAUAGAUUUUCCCAAUGCUGUACUUAGUAUGGCAAUAUCAGAGAAUGAUGAUAUAUUAGCGGUUGGUAUGAUAGAUGGGGUCAUCUCAAUAAGAAAAAGAGAACAGCCAUCUAAUUUGCAGGAUGAAAGAAAGGGAUUUUAUAAAUUUGCCCCAGAUCAUACGAAGACAUCAACUGUUGAUGUUGUUGUAUCAAAACAAAAAGGAGUAGCAAAUUCACAACCUGAUAAAUUCUUGAGGAAAAUGGAAUACACGAAAGCCUUAAAUGUAGUUCUGAAUACCUUUGUAAUUACCAAAUUUCCUGAGAAAACAGCUGCAAUAAUUCAGGAAUUACUCAGACGAAAAGUGUUAUAUUUUGCUAUGUCUGGUUUGUCAGAAAAUGCUAUUGGUGUGUUGCUAAAGUUUUUCAAAAAGAAUCUUGGUGAAACAAGAUUUACAAGAUUAGUGAUUGAUGCAGCAAAUGUUUUUGUAGAUGUAUUUGAAAAUCAUCUAAGUACAUUUUCAGAACAAAAUUUGUGGCUGUACACAUCAUUGCAAGAGGAUAUUAAAAGUGAAAUUGAUGUUUGUAAGAGGGUCUGUGAAUUAGAAGGUGCAAUAGGUAUGCUGUUUUCAAGUGCCCAAGUUAGUACAACUUGUGACAACUUAGAUUUAUAUGAUAAUUUAGUUCCAUCAACAAAGGCACAGAAAGAAAUAAUUAUUGAUGUUUGAAUAAAAAUCUACAAACAUU
This is a messenger RNA of Bicyclus anynana (squinting bush brown), 1699 nucleotides long. Its product is annotated as U3 small nucleolar RNA-associated protein 15 homolog. Lineage: Eukaryota; Metazoa; Arthropoda; Insecta; Lepidoptera; Nymphalidae. Gene Ontology annotation, cellular component: nucleolus. The record is from RefSeq and is a predicted model, not a curated record. Gene Ontology annotation, molecular function: protein binding. Bases 109 to 1680 code for a protein of 523 amino acids. Gene Ontology annotation, biological process: rRNA processing; positive regulation of transcription by RNA polymerase I. The transcript is spliced from 4 exons.